Messenger RNA from Arachis ipaensis, 993 nucleotides. The record is from RefSeq and is a predicted model, not a curated record. NCBI's taxonomy places the organism in Eukaryota, Viridiplantae, Streptophyta, Magnoliopsida, Fabales, Fabaceae.
AUGGGAAAUAUGCCAUGUGAGCUAAAGCUCAUUGGCAAUAGCAUUUUAUUUGGUGUGAUGAUCACCAGCUUACAAGGUGUGAGAAGCAUUCUGUUUCCAGUUGACAAUCAGGGAGCCAGUGAAGCUUUCUUGGAUGCAUGGGUGUUAAACUGCAAAUACCUGCGAUAUUUGGAUUUAAGUGAUUCUACAUGUGAGACUCUGCCUGAGUCAAUUGGUAAGUUGAAACAUUUAAGAUAUAUUUCUCUUCAGGGUAAUACAAGAAUAAAGAGGCUCCCUAAUUCUAUUUGCAAGCUGCAACAUUUGCAAGUUUUGCUUCUUGAUAGGUGUUCAAAUCUGGAAACUUUACCGAAAAAGAUAAGAAAGUUGAUCAGUCUGCAAAGAUUGGAUAUAACCACAAAGCAAUCUAUUUUGCCAGAGAGUGACAUUGCAAAGUUGAAUUGUCUUGAACAUUUGUCUGUCGAAAAUUGUGAUAAUUUGAAGUCCUUGUUUGUUGAGACAAGAUUGCCUACACUUCGAACUUUGCAAGUUCGUGGCUGUGCGAAUCUAAAGUCUUUGCCACUUGAUACUCAGCAUUUUCCUCAGUUAGAAACUUUGGGAAUCAGCAGUGUUGGCAAUGAAGAUUGGCUUCAUAGAUCAGAGGAUACUAAUGCUGUCUUGAGGUUAAAAACCAUUGUUCUUUUUGAAAUGGCAACAUUGCCUCAUUCUCUCCAACAAUAUGCAAGCACGUUACAAGGUUUGAUGAUUUCACGUUGCUACGAGCUGGAGGUACUGCCCGAAUGGCUGUGGAAUCUGAGUUCUUUGAAAUUUCUUUAUAUCUCCCGGUGUCCGAAAUUGAAGUCUCUUUCCAGUGAUAUCCACCGUCUAACAAGUCUGCAAGUUUUGCGAAUCAUAAAUUGCCAUGAGUUAUAUAGAAAAUACGAGCCACAAGUUGGAGAGUGCUGGCCCAUGAUAUCUCACAUCAAGCAUACUGACAUUAGGAACACAUGGGAAUAG